Messenger RNA from Rhagoletis zephyria (snowberry fruit fly), 1916 nucleotides. Its product is annotated as protein PFC0760c-like. NCBI's taxonomy places the organism in Eukaryota, Metazoa, Arthropoda, Insecta, Diptera, Tephritidae. The record is from RefSeq and is a predicted model, not a curated record.
AAACACAGUCAGUUUUGGCAGCUGCUCGUGAAAGCAUCGAAAAAUAUUGCGAAUUCCCUUGCACUACUUUAAAUUAUUAUUUUUUGCAAAUUUAAAUACGAGCAUUAUACUUAUAUAUUGAUUUUGAAUACUACAAUGAAAGUCCACAUAGCCUUAAUUUUGCUGUUGAGUGCAGUAGUAGUCAGAGCGCGUAGUUUUGGAGGAUAUAAAUGCAAGGAAUAUCCCAUAGAAAGCCGUGAUUCAUUUACACCGCUACCGCUGCGGACUGUACGAGUAUGCGAAGUAAUACAGAAUGGGGUGCGGCCGACCCGUUUCCAAAUGGCAUCGGAGGCUGAAGAUUUAGUGAAGCCUUUGUUACCUUCGAAUACCUUGUAUGGCACAGGCGCUAUUUGGCCCCGACAAGUGUUUCAACACACACCGAUAAGUUGGCCCUUACAAUCACAUUCGUACAACAACGCCAAAGAACAAUUUAUUCCAACCCAUAUGCGAUUGAUUUCGCCAUCAACUCAUAGUUUUCAGACCUUCAAUCAAAUCGGAUUGAAUUCAAACAAUCCUUGGAGCAAUAACAACGAACAGAACCCGCGUAAUAUGAUGGACGUAGAUCGCUCUCUUCAACAACAACUGAAUUCGCUUGUUGAAAAUGUUUCCGAAGUAAAGGAUUCCAUCACCCAUCUAGUACCAUAUCUCAAAAAUAUUCUAGAUAUUUUGGUGCUACAAAGCACACAAGUGAAAAGCGAGGAAAAUUUAAAUGUAAACUUAAAACUAGAUCAUUCUCUUGAAGGUUUACUGAGACAGUUCCUUCAGCUGACAGAGUCGAGCACAGAAAUGGAAGAAGAGCAAAUUGGUAAUAAAAUUUUAGCAGGCAUAGAUGACGAAAAAGUUACAACAGAAGAUAGUUCAGAAGAAAAGACUACAGAAGUGCCGAACAUUUUUUUGGCUAGCUCUACUGAACAGGAUACCAGAGAAGAUAGUGAAGAGGCCCAUAUUGUUGCCGGCAAAACUUCAUUGGAGAGCGUAGACAGUUGGAUACGUAGACGUUUCGGACCAUCUGUAAAGCCGGGUUCAGGUGAGGAAGAAAUAGAUAAGACAAGCGAAGAAGAAAAUUCCGCAGAAAAAUCUGACGAAAGCUUUGAAACAUGGUUCAAUUACGUUUACCGUAGCUUUCUAAAAGAGAAGGAUUACAACCUAAAAGCGAGCAGCCAUAACGCCCAUGAAGGCGGAGAAAAUGUACAAAACCAAAGCAGGGAAAAUUCUAAGGAAGAUAGCGAAGAAAAUGGGUAUGAGGAUGCGGUUAGUAAGUCAUCAAAAAAUAGUAAAGAAAUUGGUGAAUAUCCUGUUAAUAAUAAUAAUGAUAAUAAUUUAAACUAUGAGACUAUUUUCAUCCCAAAAGCGGCACAAGAAGACAAAAAAUCUGAAUACCUGGAAAAUGGCGAUCGAUAUGAUUAUACAGCGGAGAGUAAUAAAAUCGUUAAUUAUGUAAAGCCUGAUAUCAAGGCUAGUAACUGCAUUCAAAUGGCACUCUCGAUUGCCACUUUCGAUGACAGAGAAUUAUUUAAUAAAUAUAAUAAAUGUGUGAAAGAUUUACUUGACCGUAAUAAUGUAAACCAAGUCAGCGAAACGAAGUUUGAAGACCACUUAGGUUCUACUGGAUCAAAGGAAAGCGGAGAAGUCGAGAAAACAACCUCAAAUUCGAAUGAAUCGAAGGACAGUAGGGAAAUCGAAUCAACCACCAGGGAUUCGAAUGAAUCAAAAGAAAGCGGGGAAAUCGAGUCAACUACGCCAAAUUCGAAUGAGUCUGAGGAUAGCGAUGAAUACUACGUAUAAUACCCGUAAUGAAAUAAAUAUUUUACAUGAAAAAUUAGUUCGAUACACAUAUUUUGAAGUUGUAAUAAAAUAGAUAUUUGGUAACUAAAAUA